Diachasma alloeum is the source of this 3013-nucleotide messenger RNA. RefSeq names its product GPI-anchored wall transfer protein 1. The record is from RefSeq and is a predicted model, not a curated record. The transcript has a single exon. Gene Ontology annotation, biological process: protein localization to plasma membrane; GPI anchor biosynthetic process. Gene Ontology annotation, molecular function: glucosaminyl-phosphatidylinositol O-acyltransferase activity. Bases 96 to 1616 code for a protein of 506 amino acids. Gene Ontology annotation, cellular component: membrane; endoplasmic reticulum. Lineage: Eukaryota; Metazoa; Arthropoda; Insecta; Hymenoptera; Braconidae.
CAAACAGUCCAACAAGUCAGUCUAACACUUCAAAACAUCAAAGCCAUGUGACAACACCCGAAAUAUUCUCUCCAAAAAACGUUCACACAGCGAAAAUGGAGUCGAUGUCAGAGCAGCAGAGGUACCGAAUCCAACAGGAGGAGUUUGUCUCGAACCAUGGGGGCAGCUCACCCCUGGAGAUACUCCUCCUGAUGCUCCCAAACAUCCUCGCCAUCAGCCUCACCCAUUUCGUCCUCCUGAAAUACGGUAGAAAGCUACCCAGGAACAUCCAAACGUUCGUCGAGUUCGUUCUGAAUGUCGUACCCUGCGUCCUCUGCUGCACGAUCCUCUCGGAGUACACGAUACCAGUCUCCAUGGUCAUGCUGACGGCAUCAGUACUUUUCUCCCAGAACAUCCACCUGGCCCCCAAGACCAUCCGCACGGAGAGGUCCACGAAGAGGAUACCGUUCCUGACGCACUUUCGAGCUCUCACCAACAUCAUCACUGCUAUUUGCAUCCUGGGGGUGGACUUCAGGGUCUUCCCCAGGAAAUUUGCCAAGACCGAGGUGUACGGGUACAGUCUCAUGGACACUGGGGUUGGCCUCUUCGUCAUGGCGAAUGCUCUAGUGGCCCCUGAGGCCAGAGACUUCCUGGAUAUCCCCAGAACGAAUCUGAUGAGGAGGUUCUCGGAGAACGCUAGGGUCUGCAUCAGGGGGUCGGCCCCUCUCUUGGUCCUGGGCUUCGGGAGGUUCCUGGCUGUUGAGUACUCUGGGUAUCAGAAGCACGUGUCUGAGUACGGGGUACACUGGAACUUCUUCGUCACCUUGGCCUUCGUCAAGAUCUUCACGAGCACCAUAUCGAGCGCCAUCAGCUCUAAAUUCGCGGGGCUGACUGGACUCUGGAUUAUCGGGAUGCAUGAGUACGCGCUGAGCACGAAUGGACUGAAGGAGUGGGUCCUUGGGAACACCCCGAGGGUGGAUUUUGUCUCGGCAAAUCGAGAGGGACUGGUGUCUGUUCCUGGUUACGUGGGGCUUUAUCUCAUUGGCAUUGCUGUGGGGAGGGUCGUGCAUAUGACGUUCAACUCCGCCAGGCGGCACGCCUUGGUGACGAGGUUCAAGGUUCAUGGGGUGGAGUUUGUGUGCAGCAAGUUUCAUCUGAUUUUGGUCAGCAAGCUGCUGAUUAUGGCCUGCAUGAGCUGGGGGGUUACUUUCUUCUGUGACUCGAGGUUUGGGGUCUCGAGGAGACUUACUAAUGCUGGGUACUGCUUCUGGAUCGUGGCCCUCAGUACCACUGUGCUUGAUGGACUACUGCUGGUGGAUAUUCAGAUGGAUAUCGUCAGGCAGAUCGUGGGUGGGAAGAAGAGGAGCAGCAGGAGUGAGAGCAAACGAGUUACGUUUGAGGAUGGGGACUCCGAGGGGGAGGUUGUGAGGAUCACACCGGAGAUUUUUGAGGCUGUUAAUUAUAAUGGACUGGUGUUCUUUCUUCUUGCUAAUCUGGUGACUGGGGUGGUUAAUAUGAGUAUGCGGACUCUUUAUGUGGAGGGGCUUCAGGCACUUCAGGUUAUUAUCGCUUAUAUUGCGACGGUUAUCGGGGUCUCGGUGAUCCUUUACAGGCGUAAAAUUCAAGUGAAGCUGUAAUUAGGGGAACAAGUACUUGAUUUUUCAAAAGUUUGAGUGUUUUAUUAAGUCGUGUGGAUUCAAGAGAUAUGUACAGUUUUCGAUAGGAAAGUAAUGAGUGUUCAGUUUGAAUGAGAUGAAGAUUCAAUUGAGUGUUAAAAAAUAUCUGGGUUAAUCAAGUCCAAUUAAAUGAAGCCCAAUUAAAUUUUUUCAUUAGGGGAACAAUGUAUUGAAUCUUUAAAAGUCCCAACAUUUUAUUGAUUCGUGUGGAUUGAAGAGAUAUGUACAGUUUUCCAUAGGAAAAUAAUUAUUCAGAUGUAACUGUAAUUGAGAUACAUUUGAGCAGUGGAAUGGAAUGAUUUUUCUCCUUCUUUCUGAGUAUCUAAAAAUAUCUGGAUAAAUGGUAACUAGAGAGAACUUUAGUGCGAAAAACAACUCUUCGCAUUAUCUUCAUAAUUCCUCUCUCGAUGUGCCAUGGAUAUCUUCGCGUGACUCUAUCCUCUUUGACUUUCUAUUAACAAAUUCCUGAAAGUCUCGGUGGUUAUUUACGUGCUCCGCCGCAAGCGAUACGAUCCUCACGAACUCGUCAGUGUCAAAACUGUAGUUUGUGAAUUUGGCAUGUGCACCGCCGUCCGGAUGAGUUCCCUUAGAUAAAGAAUAUAUUUUGCAUUUUAGAUUUUUCGUCAGGGUGAGCUAAGAAUGAGGAGAGAAAUGAAGGGAUAAUUGAUGGGUUCGAGGGCACUUACAGGGUCUUGUUGUAUUAAUUUUUCACCGUCUUCCCAUGUGAAGUAUUUUACACCUCGCAAUCUGGCGAGAUCUUUGUAGCAACCAGCGUCUUCACAAUUGUACCUAAAUGUAUAAACAAAUUGUUAGGAUGAAGUAAUAAGUAGUUUUCUGUUGAUUAAGUGGAGGGAUUGAUCGUCCAGCGAUUGAACAAAUGAUAGUUGAUAAUAAUUCCAAAGAAAUCAUUACAUUCCAUGUAAUUAAUCAUUUCUUCUAGUCUACAAUGAGAGAAAAAACGAACAUGUUCUCAAACAAGUCUUGCUUGCAACGAGGAUAUUUUUUUUUUAAAUUAUUAAAUCUAUUUUUGCGAGAACAAUUUUCCAUCUCAGGACAGCCUUCAAAUAGUCAGCACUAGAUUUUAUUUUUUUGUAGUUUUCAACUGGCGAUUUUUUUGGUUCAAACCAGGGAUCGACUUCAAUCAUUAGUUUUAGGAAUAUUUGGAUUAAAAUUUAUAAAAUAAUUGAUAAUUUCAAUUAUCAAUUGACCACGAAUUAAAUAGUUGAAAUAUAGGAUUGUAAAUGUUAUAAUUGAAAAUAUGGGAUUUCAAAUUGACUAUUGGGCAAAAUAUUUCUAAAUUUUUUAAAAAGGUUUUUCGAUUAACCAAAUAAUCGUCAAUCCUCCGAACUCAAUGAUUG